AUGGACGGGAACGACGACGAUGAUAACAGACAGCCUACCGGCAGUAAUAAUCCCUUCGUGCAGGAAGACGAAGAUCUCCCAACAAAUGUCCGCCCUCACACAGCAGAUAAUGGCGGUGAUGUCGAUCAAGACGAAAGAUACUUCAAGACUGAUAGUGGUCCUGAAGAAAUGUUUGCUGUCGGUCGUCGUACCCAAGCCCAAGAAGCUAUUUCCGCCGAACGCCAAAGAUUUGCUCAUGGCCAGUGGAGCGAUGCACUCAUGACUCGAGGUGGAAACAUUGCCCCCGAGGCUCCCAUGGGUGUUCGUGCCGAUGGAAACAUUGCUCCCGAGGCUCCUGUUCGUGCCGGUGGUUAUAGUACUUUUAAUUUUGACCCUGCUGGAAGAGCUGCUAGCAGUGUUGCCGAUGGCCAUUCCCGUAUUUGGAACCAAGACCCGACUCGCGCUGGAAAUAACAAUAACACUGCUAGUACCAGUGCAACUGCUGCCCAAAGAGGCCAUAACAAUCAAGCAUUCGAGCUAGCUGGAAGAGCUGUUAGGGGACAUUCUAAUGCCGAGGACAUGGCCCGUAUUUGGAACCAGGCGCAAGGAGCCCACGUUAGAGGAGGAGGUCUAACCUUCCCGGACAGCAAUGUGCAUGGAAGCAAUGGUUCCAGCCAGGCCGCCCGCCGCAGAGGUGUAGCUCAGAAUGCCGGUGCACCAGAAGCUAGAUCCGCUAUCCCUGCUGGUCUUCCCGCCCCCGGACCCGCCCCCGUUGCACCAAUGGCACCGAUGGCACCCAUGCCCGCCGCCUCCAUCCCCACCGCCUCCAUCUUCACCACCUUACAAACCAUCCGCAAAGCCGAGAACGGCAACACCUGGCAUCUCAUCUGCGAAGAGCACAUUGCCAAGCGGCCGGAAACCAAGCAGCUCCGCCAAGGGCGCAGCAUCCCGCCUCCCGCGGCCUCCGCCGAAUGGAACGUCUGGACCGUGGGGUCCCUCGAGUUCGAGCAUGUCCAGGGUGGCCUUCACCUCGAUUACCUUCGCGAAGUGCUUCUGCGCCAGGAUGGCGUCAGCCGCAAGAAGGUGAACAGGGCUACCCUGGUAGGCCUUGUUCGCGCUGAGAGGUGCCGUCAGAUUAACAGCGGGAUGGUGAUGAGGUGCCCGGUGGGGUGGGUAGAGGAUGGGCAUUGGUACAUUUAUGUCCAGCCCAUCUAG
Morchella sextelata is the source of this 1194-nucleotide messenger RNA. RefSeq lists its product as uncharacterized. Bases 1 to 1194 code for a protein of 397 amino acids. The record is from RefSeq and is a predicted model, not a curated record. Lineage: Eukaryota; Fungi; Ascomycota; Pezizomycetes; Pezizales; Morchellaceae. The transcript has 11 exons.